Messenger RNA from Drosophila mojavensis, 661 nucleotides. RefSeq names its product lysozyme P. Gene Ontology annotation, molecular function: lysozyme activity. The coding region runs from base 111 to 578 and encodes 155 amino acids. Lineage: Eukaryota; Metazoa; Arthropoda; Insecta; Diptera; Drosophilidae. The transcript has a single exon. The record is from RefSeq and is a predicted model, not a curated record.
UGUUGAAGUGGGCAGUUGUCAAAAAUUAGAUUGGGCAGCUAUUCGAAAGUCGCCAGCCAAAAGACUAUAUAAGCCGGGCAUCACAAUGCCAAUCCACAUUUCACAAGAAGAUGCCAAAAACGUGGCCGGUUUAUCUGUUGCUCUCUUUACUGAUCGCAUUAGGUGCGAGAACGAUUAAAGGUCGCCAAGUGAAGAAAUGUAGCCUAGCUCGACAGCUCUAUCGGAACGGGGUGCCUUAUAACGAGCUAGCCGAUUGGCUGUGCCUAGUCGAGGGCGAGAGCUCGUUCAAUACAAAGGCUAUCAAUCCAAGCAAUGUGGAUAAUUCCGUGGACUGGGGACUGUUUCAGAUCAACGAUCGGUACUGGUGCAAGCCCUCGGAUGGCAGACCUUCCACAGAUUUGUGCCGUUUACCCUGCCGACUGUUGCUUAGCGAUGACAUUAGAUAUUCCAUUGCCUGUGCGAAAUAUAUCAAACAACAACAGGGAUUCUCUGCCUGGGUCGCUUGGAAUAAUCGUUGUCAAGGUCCAAAGCCAAGUGUAAAGCGUUGCUUUAAACGAAGGCAUAGAUAUAGAGGUUGAAAAUAUGCGGCAACUAAAUGUGAUAUUAAAGUAAAUGCUAAAUAAAAGUAUAUACAGCGCAACCUUAUAUACAUACCCACUUA